Molecule: messenger RNA, 7214 nt
Organism: Lampris incognitus (smalleye Pacific opah)
Lineage: Eukaryota; Metazoa; Chordata; Actinopteri; Lampriformes; Lampridae
Gene: arhgap21b
Product: Rho GTPase activating protein 21b
Exons: 24
Coding region: 203-5677 (1824 amino acids)
Biological process (GO): signal transduction
Molecular function (GO): protein binding
Source: RefSeq, a predicted model, not a curated record
GCCGCACUUGGGUCCUCAACAGAAACCCACAUUAUGACAAAACCCGACUUCGGGAAAAGUUCGGUACUCGGAGCCCGUUUCGCCUGCUCGGUUUUUACGGAGCGAUUCGGCCCUGCCCUUCUCGACACUUCUGAGCGACACAGCUGGAGCGAUCGUUUUCGAUGAGGCCGCUCACGGAUCGGCACGUUUUCAGUGAAGUUGAAUGAUGGCGUCACAUUGGGCUCAUUCUCACGGCGAAGAUGAGGGGAGGCAACCUGCGAGACCUUAUUUCUGCGAGAAUGAGUCAUCGGAGUGGGGUGACCUGGCUGAUCCUCCGGCAGGGCUGUACUCUGCAGAGGAGGAGCCUUUCUCAUGGCCGGGGCCUAAAACUGUGCGUCUACGCCGUACCUCCCAGGGCUUUGGCUUCACGCUGCGCCACUUCAUUGUUUAUCCACCAGAGUCGGCUGUAUACGGCGCUUUACCGGAGGAGGAUCGUGGGCGCAGAGGGAGACCACGGAAUAGGCUUGAACCAAUGGACACGAUCUUUGUGAAGCAAGUGAAGGAAGGUGGUCCUGCUCACGGAGCUGGACUCUGCACAGGAGACCGAAUAGUAAAGGUGAAUGGAGAAAGUAUCAUUGAGAAAACCUACUCUGAGGUUAUUGCCUUGAUCCAAGAGAGUGAUGGCUUUCUUGAACUCUGUGUGAUGCCAAAAGAUGAGGACAUACUGCAGCUGGCCUACUCCGAGGAUGCAUACCUCCGUGGUCACUGUGCCUAUAGUGGAAAUGCCCGUCACAUCCCUGAGCCACCUCCUGUAUGCUACCCUAGAGUAGACUGUAAGCCUCCGGGCAUGGCCCAGGCAGCAGACACAUCUUCCCCAGCAGAGCAGGGGUGCCGGGGGCCAGCGGCAAUUCCUGAUCUCGGUUACCGCAAGGAGAUAACCGUACCUCCAUCCCCGCCUCCCCAGUCAUACCAAAAAAGCCAGAUGGCGGUGUGCAUGCGCAACGAGAGCGUGAGGACUGUGGUGGUUCCUCAUGACACAGCUCAUAUGGGUCGUGUGGGUCCAGCACACAGAAUGGAUUACAUGGACCCUGUCUUCAUCAGGGGCAGACCUGGUUCAGUCUCUCAGUACCCUCUUCCACGGAAGAUCGAUGUCUACCCUGCUGGGGCAGGAAUGGUUUCUUAUGGAGCUCCACACCUUCACUAUCCAGCCAACAACCAAAACAUUGACUGGCGCACCUACCAAACUUACAGGGAGUACAUUGACAACAAAGGAAUCCAUUCCCAUGGUAGCCGGACUAUUCAGGAGAGGCUGGAUAGCUUACGUGCUGCCAGUCAAAAUACCUUCAGCACCACCCACCACAUUCCCCGGGGAGGCUGGGGCUCAAAAGCGGUCCGGCGUAGGAGCACCUCCCAUGACCGCUCCUACCAUGGACCUCCACCCCACUUCCAAAUCCCUCCUCGCAGCGCCUCACAGGACCGCAUGAGUGGGUCAGAUAGGAUGGGCCAGGCUAGGAACUGGCCCCCUCGUAGUGCGUCUCAAGAUGGUCUUACACACAAAACCAGGGCACGCUCCAUGGACUAUGUUGACCCUGCAGAGCUGGUACGGCCAAUGGACAAGAGAGGAGGGUACAGUAGGGCAGACCAAGGUACAAGGCCCAGUCGACAGCCUAUACCCAGACAGAAUAUCCUCUACAGACCUCCUGCUUCAUAUGGCAGCAGCAUGAGGAAGCCCCCGGCUGCUCUCUACACUAAAGGACCAGACUGUCUAAAGACCCGCUCAUCACCCUUGCUCUCAGACAGACCCUCUCAGUUAGGGAAGAGUACUAGUACUGAACCUUCCCCUGUUGACCAAAGAGCUGUAGUCAAAGAUAAUCGUGCAGGUCAUUCUGCUCAGCAAGGCCGGAGCAGAGAACGUGCUGAGACCAUGCAAGCUGCCGAAACAGGAAGGGAAGCAGCGACAGGAGGACACAGGUCUUCUUCCUGCUCUGCCCACCAACAGAGACCACAGAGGCCUGGCAUUCUAAAAACCCCCCCGUCAGACCCUCAGAGUGCGAUGAAUGGACGAAGCCCUACAGAUGGGAGCGUAGUUCUGAGGGAGAAGCCGCCCUUGGCAAAGAACCCCAGUCCUCUUCGCCACCCUUCCUACAUCCUGGCUGUGAACGAUGACAGAGCAGAUUCUGCGACGGAUGUUGCGGCAUGCUGGCUUCCCAAUGAUACACGUCGAGAGAUGCACAUGCGUCGUCUCGGGGAGCAACACCAGACCUCCUGCUCCAGCAAUUUGGAUGAGUCUCUGGACUCCAUUCCAUUCAUUGAUGAGCCAGCCAGCCCCAGUGUUGACCGCGAGGCAGCUCGCAUUCCAGCUUCCGCUGUGAUUUCUGUUGCUCCAUCCACCACUACUGCCAACGCAAGCCCAACCUCUCCGUGCCCUCCCAUUCGCCGCCAGCUGUCACAUGACCAAGAGUCCCUCAGAAAUGCCCUUCUUGAGUCUGAGUCAGCAACCAAAACGGAACGGUCCAAAUCCUAUGAUGAAGGUCUUGACAACUACCGUGAGGAGGGGCGAGGGCGGUCUUCCAGUAGGCAUAUGCACAGCCUGUGGGGCCUCAAGAAGGCUCUGGAUGGACACAAAUCUUCUGAAGACUCUGGAUCUAGAAGGGAUUCCUCCUCUGAUAUCUUUGCGGAUUCCUCCAAAGAAGGCUGGCUCAACUUUCGACAGCUUAGCACAGAUAAAAAUAAGCGUGUUGGUAGUGGAAUGAGGUCUUGGAAGCAAAUGUACGCAGUGUUACGAGGCCCCUCCUUCACACUCUACAAAGACAAGAAAGACGGGCUGUCCCAUGCCUCCUCGCAAUCUGACGAGGACCCCCAGCCAAUCAGCAUCAAGGCCUGCCUGAUUGACAUCUCCUACAGUGACACAAAACGCAAGAAUGUGCUCCGGCUAACUACAUCAGACUGCGAAUACUUGUUCCAAGCGGAGAACAGGGAUGACAUGCUGGCCUGGAUCAGAGUCAUUCAGGAGAACAGCAAUUUGGAUGAGGAGAAUUCAGCUGUAACGAGCCAGGAUCUCAUCAGUAGAAAGAUCAAAGAAUACAACAUGAUGAGUACACCCAGCAGUAGGUCAGAGCCUUCGCCCAAAACGUCCCGUCAGUCCCUCAGCAUCAAGCAAGCCUUCCUCGGAGGUAAAGGAGAAGGCAAGAGUCAUAGCCCUCAUUCACCUAAAGCUGGGGAGGAGCGAAGGACUCUGAAAGAUGACUCCAGCCCACCACGGGACAGAGCUGCGUGGAAAAGAGGGAUUCCAGGAAUCAUGAGGAAGCCCUUUGAGAAGAAGCAUCCCGCUGGGGUCACAUUUGGGGUGCGGCUGGAUGACUGUCCACCUGCUCAGAACAACAGGUUUGUUCCUCUGAUUGUGGAGAUCUGCUGUAAAGUGGUGGAGGAGAGGGGCCUGGAGUACACUGGAAUUUACAGAGUCCCUGGAAACAAUGCUGCCAUCUCCAGCAUGCAGGAGGAGCUCAACAGCAAAGGCAUGACGGACAUAGACGUCCAAGAAGAUAAAUGGCGGGACCUCAAUGUCAUCAGUAGUUUAUUGAAAUCCUUUUUCCGCAAACUUCCAGAACCCCUUUUUACAAAUGAGAAGUAUGCAGAGUUCAUUGAAGCCAACAGAGCAGAGGACUCGGUGGAAAGGCUAAAAGAAUUGAAGAGGCUGAUCCUCGAGUUGCCUGAUCAUCACUACGAAACUCUCAAGUUCCUCUCUGCCCACCUCAAGAGAGUUUCUGAGAACUGUGAAAUGAACAAGAUGGAGCCUCGGAACCUAGCCAUCGUGUUCGGACCCACCCUGGUCAGAACCUCCGAGGACAACAUGACCAACAUGGUUAACCAUAUGCCAGACCAGUGCAAGAUCGUGGAGAAUCUCAUCCAGCAGUACGAGUGGUUCUUCACCGAGGAGGGCGAUGACGACCCUGUCACCACAGCUGAGCAGGAGAGCACAGUGCAGUCCCAGCCUGUGCCCAACAUCGAUCACCUGCUCUCCAACAUCGGACGGACCGCCGGCUCCCCCAGCGAAGUCUCGGAUUCAGCAUGUAGUGACUCCUCCAAAUCCAAGCAGGGCUUGUGGGGGUCCGGGAAGGAUCAGUGUAGUAAAGAGAUGCUGCGCUCCUCCUUCUUUGUCAGCCGUAAGCGUAAGAAGCCCAAAGACAAGGCUCAUCCCAGCAGCUCGGACGAUGACUUGGAUGCGAUCUUCCCAAAGAAGGAGCUCCCAGAGGAGGGCCAGCAGCAGCCUCCCUGGUCCCCAGGCAGCCAGACUGAGGAAGAGGAGCGGGAGACGGAUGAAACCAGUGAGAAAGAACAGCGCAGGAACAGCUCAGAGGACCAGCUUGGCAAAACAAGUGGAAAGGAGUCUCGCUCCAGCAGCCUGAUGUCUCAGCCGUCUCCCUCCCCGUCCCCCAAGUGCACCUCCCCCAGCCUCCACGACACAUCCCCCUACGCCUCGCACUCACACUCCCCCAGCCUCGGUUACCGCACGCCUGUGGUUCACCAGUCCUCUUUGUCGGACCCGCCCUCCAACUACGACGACACGGUGUCUGACCUGGGCACCAUGAACAGCACCAGUUCUCAGGCCUCAGUGGCCAGAGUCCGGCAGGGCUGGAGGCCGGCUCAAGGACUGGAGGUGGGCCCCAGUGGGGUGGCGGCGGAGAUUUGCUCCAUCACCUCUGACUACUCCACCACAUCCUCCAUGACGUUCCUGACCGGGGCCGAGCUGAGCACCAUCAGUCCCGAGGUACGUUCGGUGACAGAGAGCAGGGGCGGGGACGACGCAGAUGAUGAGCGCAGCGAGCUUGUUAGCGAGGGGCGGCCGAUGGAGACGGACAGCGAGAGCGACCUGUCGGUGUUUGUCAGUGGGAAAGAUGCAGGUCUGACAGAGGAGCGAUGCCAGCCAGACUUGCAGGAGGUCCUCCGGCCUCUCCCCUCCCACAGACUUAUAGAAUGCGACACCCUCUCCAGGAAGAAGGCUGCAGCCGCGCGGCAGAAAACGGACAGUGAGUCCUCGCUGGACGGAGCGCGGGGUGACAAGGACUCCACUCGCCUGACCCGGGCGCCGGGGACGGGCAAGGGCCGCUCCACGGGGAGCCUGAGCUCAUCGUCCCGCAGUGAGUCGGAGAAAACGGAGCCUGCGUGGAAGCUGAAGAUCACAGACCGGCUGAAGUGCCGCCUGCGAACUUCGGUGGAUGACAUGUUUGGCGUGGGCACCCAGAGGAGCCGGUCCCCCGAGGGCCGUAGUAAGAAAAAGAACAUUCGGCGGAGACACACGAUGGGCGGCCAGCGGGACUUUGCCGAGCUGUCCGUGUUGGGAGACUGGCAGCAAGGGGGCUCGGGCUUGCGGUCCGAGCUUUCCGCUAUGGAUCGGCUGAAGCCCAAGUGCAGCUCUCAGGACUUCUCCAUUGGAGACUGGAUUGCUCGCGAGCGCCAUCGCAGCAGCAACCCUGAGGUCCGCCUGGACUUCUGUGAGCACCAGGGGGCGUCGUGCAACGCGGACCCCAAGACCCCAAGGGGCGCCUCGCGCUCCUCGGAGCUCCUCCCAUUUCGUCCCGCCGAGCUGUCCAACGGGGACGUGGCCCAGAGUAAGAGCCUCAGCCUGUCGGCCACCUCCCACCCUCACAAACUCUCUGGUGCCCAGGUGGUCCACUCCCGCUUUUACCAGUACCUGUAAGACGCAGCAGCGCGAGUGUGCGGGCGGGGCCGUGUCGUGAGGUCCGUCGGACGCGCUCGUAUCUGGGUGUCCGUGAGGAAGAUGUCUCGUGAGAGUGAGCGUGUUCAUGCAGAAAGUGUCAGUCCUGCAGCGUCAUGUUGGGUGUCUGUGAGAGUUGUGAAUGUGUGAAAGGAAGAUGGCUGCACGCCGGGCUCGUUCAUCUCAUUCAUGUCCAGCGCAUGGACCACACGGUUAGCUUCUACCCUUCUUUCUGUAAGACAAGGGACUCUGGGCUUGCUUCACACGAGGACAACUUCUGUCCUAAUUCAGAUCCCAGUUACGCUGAAGAUGUGGACGCCCUAGCGGUCGUGGAACAGGGGGCCUUUUUCAGUACGUGUAAAAAGGAAGAAGAAGUCUGCAACCAGGCUGAACUGCAGAUUGUUCUAGAGGCCAGUUCAGCUGGAUUUAAGGGUAGAACUUGUAGAACAAGUAGGAAAUAGUGUUAAACCAUAUUUUUAGCAUUGCAGAGGAACUAUUUUUGUUUAAAGGAGAGUUACCAUGUUUUUGCUCGGGGGGGGGGAACCAAAUGAAGAAUGUACAGACGUGCUGGCUGUAACAGACUAAAAGCUUUAGCUUCCUGUGUCUCGUGCUAUAGUGUACAUACCCUCCUCUGUUUCCUGUCUGUACUUGAAGCGUGUUUAUCGGUACAGCCUGUGUUUGGACCGCCAUACAAGCAUUGUGCUGUCACAAGGGGCCAAGGUACAUGGGGACGAGAGACGCUGGACUUAUGCAGACGAUGCUGUUGGUACUCGCCCCUUUUAGUAAAGCGGCGAGGAGCCGCGAGCCACAUCCCUUCCAUGCAGCGUGUUACGUGGUGCGUAUGUUGAUGUGCUUAUGUGUCACACAUCUGUCAGUUCUGGCAUGAGACUGCAGAACAAAAACAAAAAAACGGAAGGUUAAGGAAAAAAAAAAAAUAUGAAUAAUCGAAUCAAAAUCGUGUUUCCUCGCAACAGGAAGUGCCUCACAGCGAAAGGUUAAGGGUGCCAUACGGUCUUUACAUGAAGAUGUUACUGUGAAUGACAUUUUAAUCGUUGACUCACACGGUUUAUCCAGCAGGUCAUCUAACCAACGCCGAGCUUCCAUUCCACGGGCAUUCCACUCCGGUCUUAACGUGUUUUGUCAUUUCUUUCCCCCACUUUUACUUUCCUGGAUUUUAACAGAACUUGAAUUUUGAAUAUUUUCUGUAAAAAAUAAAUAAAUGAAUAAAUAAGUAACUUAAAUGUGUUUAUAAAUGCCAUGUUUUAGCUGCUUCUCUCUUCAUUGGCAUCAUGUGGCGGGUUAAUGUUAAGUUCAGUGUCGCUCAGCAGGCCGGCUGGGAGCAGACAGGAGGUACUGGUUCUGUGUGGGAGACGUACUGGUUCUGUGUGGGAGAUGUACUGGUUCUCGUACUGGUUGUGUGUGGGAGACGUCCCUGCAUGUGAAGACACCUCGCUGAGCUGGGUCUCCUCAGUCAAAGGGGGGGCCGCACUCAGAAAACACUGGAAAUAAAUCUUGUUGA